AAAAUCUAUAAAAAUAAAAUCGCAUUUCCUUUCCAUUAAAGGGAAGAGGACGAAGACGACCCCGUCAUUAUAUAAUAGAGAGAGGCUGGCUUCAGAAUCCAUCAGAGGCAACCCCACUGAGAGUCUUCUCGGCGUUUCUUUUGCUGAGGGGUGACUUUGCUGCCUCAGCUUGCCGCGACUCGGAAGUUCAAUUUGCUGAAAUGACGAAAGAAGGCUCAGAUGUUGAUUCCAAUGGGAGAAGGCAAGGACUCCUGAAAGAUCAGGUUAGACUAGUCAAGAGAAAGGACUGCGAUCGAUUUGAGAUUGUCCCAAUCCAAGACCGUCUGUCUUUUGAGAAGGGAUUCUUUGCGGUUAUUCGUGCGGGCCAAUUGCUCGUCCAGAAGAACGAUGGAAUAAUAUUGAUAGGGGUAGCUGGCCCAUCUGGUGCGGGGAAGACUGUUUUCACUGAAAAGAUCUUGAAUUUUAUGCCGAGCAUAGCUGUCAUAUCAAUGGAUAAUUACAACGAUGCUUCCAGGAUAGUGGAUGGCAACUUUGAUGAUCCACGAUUGACGGAUUAUGACGCACUGCUGAGGAAUGUCCAGGACUUGAAGGAAGGGAAACCGAUUGAAGUACCUAUCUAUGACUUCAAGACUAGUUCCCGUAUUGGUUAUAGGAGACUUGAAGUCCCAAGUUCCCGGAUUGUUAUUAUCGAGGGAAUCUAUGCAUUGAGCGAGAAGUUGCGACCUUUGCUGGACCUUCAUGUAUCUGUCACUGGCGGAGUCCACUUUGACCUGGUGAAACGGGUCUUGAGGGAUAUACAGAGAGCUGGACAAGAACCCCAAGAGAUAAUACAUCAAAUAUCUGAAACGGUGUAUCCAAUGUACAAAGCCUUCAUCGAGCCUGAUCUUCAGACUGCCCAUAUAAAAAUAAUCAACAAGUUCAACCCCUUCACAGGAUUCCAGAGUCCUACUUACAUCCUCAAGUCAGCGAAAGAUGUAAAUGUGGAUCAGAUAAAGGCUGCUCUUGGUGAAGAGCAUUCUGAAACAACGGAAGAAACUUAUGACAUAUAUCUUUUACCCCCGGGUGAAGAUUCCGAGUCCUGUCAGUCGUACUUAAGAAUGAGGAAUAAAGAUGGGAAAUACAGUCUCAUGUUUGAGGAAUGGGUGACGGACAACCCAUUUGUGAUAUCCCCAAGAAUAACAUUUGAAGUCAGUGUACGCCUUCUCGGUGGAUUAAUGGCCUUAGGAUACACCAUAUUCACUAUCCUGAAGAGAAAGAGCCAUGUAUUCUCUGAUGAUAGGGUCUGCGUCAAAAUCGAUUGGCUGACGCAGCUGAAUCGUCAGUAUGUUCAGGUGCAAGGAAGAGACCGUCUAGUUGUGAGGGGUGUUGCCCAAAUGCUGGGAUUGGAGGGCUCGUACAUCCCGCGGACGUAUAUCGAACAAAUACAGCUGGAAAAGCUCAUAAAUGAGACCAUGGCUUUACCUGAUGAUCUGAAGACAAAACUAAGCCUAGAUGAGGACCAAGUUGGUGCAAGUUCUAAAGAUGGAGUUUCAAGAGCUUCUGCUGACAGGGCACCCCUGAGAAUUAAGAAUAUGAAAAGUGGUAUGUCGCACUCAUAUUCGAGUCAGAGGGAGAAUAAUUACUCAAAGGUUGCUGUCUUCAGUACCAAUGCAAGGUACGAAGAUCGUAUGGAAUCAGCUACUCCAGCAAACCAGGUCGAGAUUUCCCAGCUUUCAGAACAAAUCUCUUCACUAAAUGAAAGAAUGGACGAGUUCACAACUCGUAUAGAAGAGUUGAACUCCAAGCUAACCAUCAAGAAAAAUGUCUCAAGCCAGCAAAACAUCGCUCUUCAUGCUGAGUCAUGCGACGGCUCUGCUCCAACUGCUUACUUCAUCAACAGUUUAGGUAAUGGUUCGCUAACUGGUUCCAUGAUGCACAGCUCCUCCUCUUCCUCCCAACUCGCCAAGGAGUCUCCUUAUAUGCUAGAGAUAUCAGUAAUAGCAAAAGGACAGCGGCAGAUACUACAUCAGCUGGACAAUCUGAGCAGUCUUCUCCGUGAGACCUAUGGGAGGGCCCCGAAAGCGAGAACCAACCGUACAACUGUGAAGUUUGAUGCAGAGAAGAUCAAGGCUCCCCUUGUUCUUUCACUGGUAGUUGGUGGUCUCGGGAUCAUCUUGCUGAAGGGUCUUUUAACACGAAACUAAUUCCUCCAUUCAUUUCAGUUUAGGAUAUUUCUGAAUUCCUAGUUAACAACCAGUUUCACCCUUCCAUGCGGGAAAAAUAGAUGGUCAAUAAAAUUUAGGAGCCAUCUGAAGUUUUCUGGUCAUUGAGCAUUGUAAAGUCGGGAGGGCUAUGCUGAGAGUUCCCUGUACUUCUGUGACUAUCUGCCGCUGUCGUGUUAUUGACAGCUGGCUAUUCGAUGAAGUUCAUGGAAUGAAAAUCGAAAUGGCACAUCAUAAGUUUAUUGGUUA
Molecule: messenger RNA, 2450 nt
Organism: Punica granatum (pomegranate)
Lineage: Eukaryota; Viridiplantae; Streptophyta; Magnoliopsida; Myrtales; Lythraceae
Source: RefSeq, a predicted model, not a curated record